Messenger RNA from Numida meleagris (helmeted guineafowl), 3319 nucleotides. It is a transcript of the gene GNAO1, whose product is annotated as G protein subunit alpha o1. Gene Ontology annotation, biological process: adenylate cyclase-modulating G protein-coupled receptor signaling pathway; G protein-coupled dopamine receptor signaling pathway. Gene Ontology annotation, cellular component: heterotrimeric G-protein complex. The transcript has 8 exons. Gene Ontology annotation, molecular function: corticotropin-releasing hormone receptor 1 binding; G protein-coupled serotonin receptor binding; GTPase activity. The record is from RefSeq and is a predicted model, not a curated record. Lineage: Eukaryota; Metazoa; Chordata; Aves; Galliformes; Numididae. Bases 224 to 1288 code for a protein of 354 amino acids.
GCUGCCCGCAGCCCGUGGAUGCGCUGAGCGCUCGGGCACGGAGCCGCCGGCCCCGCCGCUGCGGAGCCCGCAGGCCUUUGUUAAUCCCCGCGGCUCUCUGCGUUCCGCUGCCUCCUGCUUCCUGUGCCCGGGCGGCGGCGGCGGGGGCUGCGCGCUUUUUUUUUUUUUAAAACCUCCCUUUUUUUUUUUUUUUUUUUUAAAUUAAAUUAAAUCCCUUUUCGCCAUGGGAUGUACCCUGAGCGCCGAGGAGCGGGCCGCCCUGGAGCGCAGCAAGGCCAUCGAGAAGAACCUGAAGGAGGACGGCAUCAGCGCGGCCAAAGACGUGAAGCUGCUCCUGCUCGGGGCCGGCGAGUCGGGGAAGAGCACCAUCGUGAAGCAGAUGAAGAUCAUCCAUGAGGAUGGCUUCUCUGGAGAAGACGUGAAGCAGUACAAGCCAGUGGUCUACAGCAACACUAUACAGUCGCUGGCAGCUAUUGUACGUGCCAUGGAUACCUUGGGCAUCGAAUAUGGUGACAAGGAACGAAGGGCUGAUGCCAAGAUGGUCUGUGAUGUCGUAAGUCGGAUGGAGGACACAGAGCCCUUCUCUCCAGAGCUGCUGUCAGCUAUGAUGAGACUCUGGGCAGACUCUGGGAUCCAGGAAUGCUUCAACCGGUCCCGGGAAUAUCAACUCAAUGACUCGGCCCAAUACUACCUAGACAGCUUAGAUCGAAUCGGAGCUGCAGACUACCAGCCCACGGAGCAGGACAUCCUUCGAACCAGGGUCAAAACAACUGGCAUCGUAGAAACUCACUUCACAUUCAAAAACCUUCACUUCAGGCUCUUCGAUGUCGGGGGCCAGCGGUCGGAACGCAAGAAGUGGAUCCACUGCUUUGAGGACGUCACAGCGAUCAUUUUCUGCGUGGCGCUGAGCGGCUAUGACCAGGUGCUCCAUGAAGAUGAAACCACGAACCGCAUGCACGAAUCACUGAAGCUGUUUGACAGCAUCUGCAACAACAAGUGGUUCACAGAUACGUCCAUCAUCCUCUUUCUAAACAAGAAGGACAUAUUUGAGGAGAAAAUCAAGAAAUCUCCAUUGACUAUCUGCUUUCCUGAGUACACAGGCCCCAGCUCCUUCACCGAGGCAGUGGCGUACAUCCAGGUGCAGUACGAGAGCAAGAACAAGUCGCCCAACAAGGAGAUCUACACACACAUCACCUGUGCCACUGACACCAACAACAUCCAGUUCGUCUUCGAUGCUGUCACGGACGUCAUCAUCGCCAACAACCUGCGGGGCUGUGGACUCUACUGAGGCCUCGGCAGACAGGUCCCCCUCCUGCUUCCCCUCCUUGGAGGGCGAUGAGGAAGGAACAUGUGAACCCUUCCCUCUGCCCAGAACUGCAGCAUUCCACCUUCCCCAGCCCCCUCCUGGCUUAUUUGGGUCUAUUUUCGGUGAAUUCCCCUCGCUGCCUCUUUCUGCUCCUCCGUUCCCAUUCGCAGUGCUGUAGGAGCUGAUACAUUUCCCACAAAGUGCAUUUCAACUGCCAAUAACCAGAAAUACCCCAUUUAAAAAAAAUAAUAAUAAUCAAAGCCUUAAAAUAUCUGUCAGCAACAGCAUAGUUUGGAUCCAAACCCAUUUUUUUUCUCCUUGGAAUUAAGGGAUAUUUGUAAUGCUUAUUAUUUAUCUCUUCCAAAAUUGCCAUCUCUUGGGCAGCACCAAAUUGUUUUGAUCCCACGGCUCCAGGUCCUGUCCCAGGAGAGCCCCAGCAGCCCGGGUCUGUGCUCCCCUCUCUUUCAGUGACACAGCCACUGGGGCUUGAGUGGGACGGCCACAGUUACGGAACCUCCUAAGUACUGCCUAAAAUUGUUGCAGAUAACAGUUUUACCUCAAGUUGUUCAGAAUUAAUGUUAAAACCCACCUGGUGCUCCCAGUAAUGCGGCUCCUGUCCCCAGCCCUUUUGCGUUUUGCUGGUCCAAUGUGGAAUGGCCGUAGGGAAGUGCCCUUGGGGGGAACUUCCCCGUGUGCUGAGGGAGGACGUGUCCCAGCCAUGGCACGGUGGCCCUGGGGACGCUGGUGGCAACCCACAGCUCUCUGCCCCUGCAAAGCCCCAGUGGGGACCAUGGAGAGGUGUCCCAAAGCCCUCCCAGACCGACUGCAGUGCUGAUGUUCCUAACUUCAGCCCUGAAACACCAAAAACAUUCACGCUGGUUCCCUGCAGCCAGGCUGUACCUGAAAGGCAGGGAGGUGCUUCUGGAAGCCCCGCUGGCAGCCACCAGCAGCUGGUGGCUUUGUCUCUCACGCCCCUGCAUGCUGGAGAGUUGGCUCCAGAGUUAGUGUCCCCAUCAGGUCACCUGCCCACCAGCAGACAGGGAAGGUUGACCUGGCCACUUCAUGGGGAGAGAGCUGAGCUGAGCUGAGUGAUGGAGCAGGAAAAGUGCAAGGAGAGGGGGAGGGAGAGAGGGCAGGGGACAGGUGAAUGGGGAGGGGCUGGGGGAGCUCAGAGUUUGGAGGCAGAAGUUGCAAAAGGUUGGUAAGGGAGGGGGAGGCAGCAGGAGGGAGGAAAGGCUAAAGAGCUGAACGUUAGUUCCAUGUGAUACCUGAAGUGUAGGUAACUGCUAGCUCCAGCGCGGAGCACCUCGUGUGCAGAUUGCCCCAGUGCCUUCACCGGCAGCAAGGAUUUAUUAAGCUCCAUCAGCAGAGUCUGCUCAGCAGCACGUGGGGCUUGGAGAUGUGCUUUUUCCACCCUUUGCUGUGCCUGACGUUUUCUGCAAUUCACAUUUUUGCAGAGGCUGUCUCCAGCGAAGGCAGCACCAAGCCAAAGCCUUGGGAGUGUCUAGCAUGGAGCAAGCAGGGCUAUUCUGGGGAAGAAAUCGUGAAUUAACCCCAGAUAUGGCUGUGUCACCACUCCCUGGUGACCUUGUGCCCUGCUCUGGGCUGAACUGGGGCAGCGCUAGUGCCAGCCCAGGCUGGGGAGUGGAGGCAGGAGGCAGUGCUGCACGUGGGGCCUUUCCUUUCCUUUGGCAUUCUGUACAUCAAAAGCUCCAUUCCAGCUGCUGCUGCUGGCGUUCUGUUCCCUCCUUCCCAAAAGACGUGCCUUCUGGAGGCAAUGCUUCCCUGUGGGGAACCAUGUGCAGGGCGCACCGAGGGGUCACAGCAGUAAGGGAGAAUCUGGUGCUGCUCCGUCCACAGCGAGAUGGCCAGGUGCAGUGAGACGGCAAAACUGCAUCGGCUCCCUUAGCUGAAGAGCAAUUCCAAAGAAACAGAACCCCGCAGGAGGAAAACCUUGCUGGCACACCUUGUGCAGGGCUGAUAGCAAUAAACACACACCCGCAAGCACACACC